GUGCGAGUGUAGGGCUGGGGGUGUUAACCGUACCCUGCACUGUCACAAACUUCACAGAGGUGAGUGUCACUUCCUGUCUCAACAAGAGGCGAGCCCCGCAAUAAAGAAACCGGACCCACCAGAGCUGGUGUUGGGAAAUCGACGAUGAUGGACUGAUCAGCUGUCGCGCUGUCGAGAUCUAAUCCUGCAAAUGAGGAGAAAACCUGGAGCUUGAAUGAACCACGGUUAGAAAGUAGUCUCUCCAUGUUCGCAGUGACUCCCUCCAGUCCCACCAGUCCUACAGUGCCGGCUCUGGUCCAGUUCCAGCUGGGCCUCUACAGGGAGUUGGUUCGAGUCCCUGCCGGCAACCUGAGCUACCGCCAUGCCCGGAGGCUGGCUGCCGAGGUCAUAGAGCGCAAGGCUCCAGACUGUAACGUGGUGGGCGUCGGGGAGAAGGUUCUGUUGUUCCGACACCAGCCCGCCUCCGAGCAGCGGCUGCAUCGUCUGAGGGACUGCGACGAGCUGCAGGAUGGAGACCUCAUCGAGGUCGUCAUCUCAGGAUCAGCCACCGUGACUGAGAUGAGGAUCCGUCCACACUCCCUGGUCGUCCAGUCGUACCGGACCCCCACCUUCUGCCACCACUGCGGAGAAAUGCUGUGGGGCCUCGUCCGGCAGGGGCUGAAAUGCGACGGUUGCGGGCUGGACUUCCACAAACGCUGUGCGUUCCUGCUGCCUAACGACUGCAGCCGAGCGCGGCGCCAAGUCAGCACCAGCCUCUCCCUGUUUCCGCCCCGGCGACCUCCCUCGCUCUCGCUGUCCAACCAGGCAGGAGGCAGCCUGGAGGAGAUCAGUAAGACCAAGCCGUCAUCCAGACCUCCGUCCUGGAUCGAGACUCCGGUCUGGCUGGGGGUCGGAGGCGGAGACAGAGGCACGGCUCAGGUCCCUCACACCUUCCACAUCCACAGCUACACCAAGCCCACUGUCUGCCAGUACUGCCACCGGCUGCUCAAAGGCCUCUUCAGACAGGGGCUGCAGUGUACAGACUGCAGGUUUAACUGCCACCGGCGCUGUGAGCCUUUAGUCCCCAGAGACUGUCCAGGAGAGAGGAGGGCCAUGAACGGGGAAGAGUCCCCCUCAACAGCUGGAAGUAUCUGCGCGACAGACCUGGAGGACAACGAAUCAGAGCUCACCAGUUUGACACUCGACACGUCGGACGAGGAGGUGUCCACUGACAGCGACUCGCUGCCUGAGAACAAGGAAGUGGAGCAGCUGCGAGAGCCGAUGAGUCCGUGUUUCAGCAGCAACAUCCCCCUGAUGAGGCUCGUCCAGUCAGUGCACCACACUAAGAGGAGAGCUGGAGGCGUCCUGAGGGAGGGAUGGCUGCUGCAUCACACCGACAGAGACACAUUGAGGAAACGUCAUUACUGGAUCUUGGACUGGAAGAGCAUCACCUUGUACCAGAACGAGAGCAGCACCAAGUACUACAAGGAGAUCCCUCUGUCGGAGGUGCUCCAGGUCCGGGGCCCCUCCCACUUCUCCGUGCCCCUGCUGCCCGGUGUCAGCCCUCACUCGUUGGAGCUGGUGACAGCGUCGCUGGUGUACUGCGUGGUGGCCGGAGAGGACGGAGCGGACUGGGAGGACUCCAUCCGUCAGGCUCUGAUGCCCGUGCAGAGCAGCGGGGGACAGAGCGAGGAGAAGCAGGAUGAAGAUCAACGCGUCCAAACCGCGGACAUCAGCUCAGUGUAUCAGAUCUUCACAGACGACGUGUUGGGUUCGGGACAGUUCGGAGUGGUGUACAGAGGUACUCACAGGAAGUCGGGCCGACUGGUCGCCAUCAAGAUCAUCGACAAGACGCGCUUCCCCAGCAAGCAGGAGAGGCAGCUGAGGAACGAAGCGGUCAUCCUGCAGAAUCUGUCCCACCUCGGCGUCAUCCUGUUGGAGGCCAUGUAUGAGACCGUCCAGUACAUCUUCGUCGUCAUGGAGAAGCUCCAUGGAGACAUGCUGGAGAUGAUUCUGUCCAGCGAGAAAGGCCGGCUCCCUGAACGCAUCACUCGCUUCCUGGUCAUGCAGAUCCUCGAGGCUUUGCGCUACCUGCACCUGAAGCACAUCGCUCACUGCGACCUGAAACCUGAGAACGUCCUGCUGGCCUCCGCCGACCCCUUCCCUCAGGUGAAGCUCUGCGACUUCGGCUUCGCCCGCAUCAUCGGGGAGAAGUCGUUCCGGCGCUCGGUGGUGGGGACGCCGGCCUACCUGGCGCCGGAGGUCAUCAGCAGCAACGGCUACAACCGCUCCCUGGACAUGUGGUCCGUGGGCGUCAUCAUGUACGUCAGCCUCAGCGGCACGUUCCCCUUCAACGAGGACGAGGACAUUCGGCAGCAGAUCACCAACGCCGCCUUCAUGUACCCGCGGCAGCCCUGGACAUCCAUCUCACUGGAGGCCGUGAGCCUCAUCAAUAACCUGCUGCAGGUGUCCGUGAGACGGAGGUUCAGCGUGGGCAAAGCGCUGGGUCACUCCUGGCUGCAGGACUUCCAGCUGUGGUGCGACCUCAGGCAGUUCGAGGAGAGGAUGGGCUGCAGGUACCUGACCCACCGAGGAGACGAGGAGUACUGGAUGCGCUACGCUCAGGAGAGAGGCCUCAGCUUCCCCUCCCACCUCCGCCGGGACCCCCAGCGCCAGCUGGACAUGUGACCUCGCAGGGGUCGGACUCUUUCUAAUGUUGUACAGCGCAGAUGAAAUAUUUUAGCCUCCAAACUCAUCCGAGCAUCUAUUUUUAUGGGAAACGAGAAGGAAACGUGUAUACUAGUCGAAGGAUAUCUAAAUGAAAUAAAAAAAAAACACACGAGACAAACGACUGUUAGUAAUAUAAUUUUCCUUUUUUAUUCCAAGUUGAGGUUUUUAAAUGUUACUGUGAGGAUGGGAGGAGGAGAAUGGAGCCCAGGUUAAAGCACAGUCAUGCACAGGCUGGCUCGUUCUGCUUAUCGUGGCUGACCCGCCGUUUUAAAAAUGGGACCAAAACCCUAUGUUCUCCCUCGCUGACACAGGCCUGCUGUGGUCCCAUGUCUUCAUAUUUUGUCCACAACUUUCCUGAUGCCCUGUCGUCUCUCUGCUCCACACCUCUCUCUGUCUGUGUCCCUCCUCCUCCUCCUCGUUUAUUUAACAUUUAUUUAUUUGACUCAUCACAAACGUGCCCCGUACUCGGAGGAGACUGGUCAGAGAGGAGGGAGGCGGGAUCGUUCUCUCCGGCCGCAACGGUUCGUCUUUCUGUUUUCGUUCCCUAGUCACCAUCCAGCCAUGGCCGUUCUUUAUGUUUAGCCGCACUGCUCUGAGUUGUCUCUCUGUCCUGAUUCUGGCGUUCGAGGUGCUCUCAUUCAUCCUCCUGUUGUUCCUUUAAGAUCUCCGGGUUAAAUGUGCUAUUCCUGACCUGCUCUGCUCCUCUGCUGCUCCCUACUGUCAACGUUUGGGGGGUUUGUCUGAUUAAGAAGAGCCUGAGACUCACUGACAGCGUUUCUAAACUUCAACAUAGCAUGCAUCUGCACAAAUACACAACCAACCAAGCCAACUGAGCGACCAGCUUUUUCAUCUUCUUUAAUUACCCUUCUACAAAAAAAAAGUCAUCAGAUAGAGAGAAGAAGAGCUGGAGGCUUUGCUCAAACGUGUUUCUAACUUUCUCUCUCUCAUUUCCUCCUUCUCUUUAAAGUCUCCUAAAGGCAGGUAUGUUAUAUAUUAUAUGUAUGCUGCUUACAUAACUUCAGUGCAAUACCUGGCACGCUCGUUUUUUAAAGGCAGCGAUGAGAGACGAGCCGCACAGUCCGAAUGAGGUUCCUAAGGUUCGAGCAAAGUCUCAAACUCUCCCCCUCUCUAAGCAGUGUUCAUGUGCAUGAAAGGAGGAGGAGGAGGGGGGAGGAGGAGGAGGAGGAGGGGGAGGAAGUUAAGAUUUGAGAGGAAAAACAAUGAUAACGACAAAGCACAUAGAAGGACAGUGGAAGGGUUUAAAUGGCUCUCUCCGAAACAGGAGAAGCUGGGAAGAAGGGGUGAAGAGGAGGAGGAGGAGGUGGAGAGGAGCG
Messenger RNA from Mugil cephalus (flathead mullet), 4043 nucleotides. RefSeq names its product serine/threonine-protein kinase D3-like. The transcript has 19 exons. NCBI's taxonomy places the organism in Eukaryota, Metazoa, Chordata, Actinopteri, Mugiliformes, Mugilidae. The record is from RefSeq and is a predicted model, not a curated record. Gene Ontology annotation, biological process: protein phosphorylation. Gene Ontology annotation, molecular function: protein serine/threonine kinase activity; ATP binding. The coding region runs from base 244 to 2667 and encodes 807 amino acids.